Huiozyma naganishii CBS 8797 is the source of this 1743-nucleotide messenger RNA. It is a transcript of the gene MET1, whose product is annotated as uroporphyrinogen-III C-methyltransferase. Bases 1 to 1743 code for a protein of 580 amino acids. Gene Ontology annotation, molecular function: uroporphyrin-III C-methyltransferase activity. The transcript has a single exon. Gene Ontology annotation, biological process: sulfate assimilation; siroheme biosynthetic process. Lineage: Eukaryota; Fungi; Ascomycota; Saccharomycetes; Saccharomycetales; Saccharomycetaceae. The record is from RefSeq and is a predicted model, not a curated record.
AUGGGACUGGAUCGGUUGUCGUUGGUUACUGGGAACAAUUGCGACGGGGAAGUACACUUGCUUGUUGGGUCCGGCGGGACCGCGAGCUGCUCGCUGACCGUGGGCCGUGUGAGGCGGCUGUUGGCGCACGGGGCCGUGCCCGUGCUCGUUGGCGUGUCCUCUGCGGCGCACGGGGCAGCAAUUGCGAAGGAACUGCAGGGACAGUCGUCCGUGCGGGUGUUGCAGCGUGAUUUCAUGCUUUCGGACCUCACGACGCUCGGGAGGGCCCUGACCGGUGGGGUCGUCGACCGUGUGUUUGUAAACCUUGCAGUGGACAAGAUCAACGAAGUAGAGGCGAUAUUUGCACAGUGUCGGAAAUUGCGCAUCCCGAUCAACACGUACCAGCAGCCGGAGUUCUCGACGUUUAGUCUCACGCCAACGUACACGGACCCGCAGGGCAGCGGGCUGCAGAUCAGCGUCAGCACCAACGGCAGGGGAUACUUGCUCGCGGAGCGUGUCAAGCGCGAGAUCGUCGCGGGACUCCCAGCAAAUAUCUCCCAAGUGGUCUCGAACAUGGGGCUCGUCAGGGACCAGCUCAUCGCGCAGGAUAACAACAGGUUGCUAGCGGAGAAGUAUUGGGACACUGGACUUGCGGUACCGGGGCUCGGUUACGGGCUCAACGAGGAUAACUGGGAGAGCCACAAGUUUAACAGACUCAUCCACGAGUUCGACCAGACCGCUAAAGACCAACAGCAACGCAGGACCAGGUGGCUCUCGCAGAUCAUGGCAUACUACCCGCUUGCGAAACUGGCCACUGUGACCUUGCAGGACUUGGAAAACGGUGCCCAGCAACCGGACACUAUUGCAGAGACCUCACACCCAGAACACCACGAGACGCAAUUGCAAAACCAAACGGGGCCCAAGACCCUCACUAGGGGCACGGCAAGUGCAGACAGUGCGGCUGCUCAUGGACAGAUAUCUCUUGUGGGCAGUGGACCCGGGUCCGUGUCAAUGCUCACGCUCGGCGCCCUUAACGAGAUCAAAACGGCAGAUAUCAUCCUCGCGGAUAAACUGGUCCCGCAGACGGUCCUCAAUUUGAUCCCACCAACUACAGAGUGCUUCAUCGCCAAGAAGUUCCCCGGGAACGCAGAGAAUGCACAACAGGAACUGCUCGCUCGCGGGUUAUCCGCAUUGCAAGAGGGGAAGAAAGUCGUAAGGUUGAAACAGGGUGACCCGUACAUAUUCGGCCGCGGCGGAGAGGAGUACUCCUUCUUCGCUGCAAACGGGUACGAAGCACUGGUUCUCCCAGGGAUAUCGUCUUCGUUGGCGUCGACAGUGGUCGCAAAGAUUCCGGCAACGCAGAGGGGCAUUGCGGACCAGGUGCUUGUGUGCACGGGGACAGGUCGCAAGGGCGCAUUGCCAGAGGUGCCAGACUACGUCGCGUCACGGACUACCGUGUUCCUGAUGGCACUGCACCGUGCAGACUUGCUCACAGAAGUGCUGCUCCAGAAAGGGUGGGACGCAGAUGUGCCCCUCGCAAUCAUAGAGAGAGCGUCCUGCCCAGACCAAAGAGUCACGAGGACGCUUCUAAAAUACCUGCCGCAGGUCGUGCAAGAGAUCGGCUCGAGACCACCGGGACUACUCGUCGUCGGCCACGCUGUAAACCAUCUGAUCCCACAAGAACUCGUCCAGUUCGCGGGGGACCACAAGUACCACAUAGAAGAGGGAUUCCAAGACAUUGACAUUCAACCGCAGUUCCUAUGA